Molecule: messenger RNA, 960 nt
Organism: Aegilops tauschii subsp. strangulata
Lineage: Eukaryota; Viridiplantae; Streptophyta; Magnoliopsida; Poales; Poaceae
Product: BTB/POZ and MATH domain-containing protein 2-like
Biological process (GO): protein ubiquitination
Molecular function (GO): protein binding
Source: RefSeq, a predicted model, not a curated record
AUGGGUAAAAGCUCGGCCACGGCAGUGGUGCGUGUACGGGAGACCAUAUCGUCAAGCAGCUUCAAGGAGCACACGGGCACACUCAGUUUGGAGGUGCCCGACUACCUGCAGAUCAAGGACAUGGGCAUCGGCGAGUUCGUUAGCUCGCGCGUCUUCCCGGUCGGUGGCUACGAGUGGGAGAUGAGGUUCUACCCGGGCGGAAAAGACCGGCACUGUGCCGGCAACGCCUCCGCGUACGUGUUCUGCCGCAGCCAAGUCAAGGACGUGAGCACCCGGUUCACGUUGAGCAUGCUGCAGACCAAGGGCCAGGUGCCGGUGGCAAGCUUCGACCCGAGGAAGCGCGUCUUCUCUUCAAAAACACCGAGAUACGAAUCAUACGAUGAGUGGGGCCACCCCAAAUUCGUGGAGAGGGCCAAGCUGGAAUCGCUGUCGCAGCUCGGGGACGGCUGCUUCACGGUACUGUGCGUCCUCACCGUCGUCAUGGACGAGGCACCGUCUCUGCAGCUGCACAGCCACCUCGAGCGCAUGCUCGAGGACGGGAGGGGCGCCGACGUGACGUUCAACGUAGCCAACCAGGAGUUCCGCGCUCACAGUUUUCUCCUGGCGGCGCGAUCGCCGGUCUUUGCGGCGCAGCUAUUUGACCUAAUGGCGGAGAAGGAUGUGCGGCGAGUGGAGAUUGUUGACGUGGAGCCUGCCAUAUUCAAGAUGAUGCUUCACUACAUCUACACAGAGUCGCUGCCACCGUACGACGACGGAGGAGGCAACGACAUCAGGGUGAUGCAGCAUUUACUGGUGGCAGCAAAUAGGUACGGCCUAGAAAGGUUGAAGCUGGUAUGCGAAGAAGAACUGUGCAAAAGAAUCGACUCAGAGACCAUCACAACCAUGUCGGCGCUGGCAGAUCAGCACCAGUGCAAACGCCUCAAAGUUGCAUGCACGGAGUUCAAAUCAUCGCCCAAGUAA